Messenger RNA from Xyrichtys novacula (pearly razorfish), 2759 nucleotides. The record is from the annotation of a GenBank genome assembly. Lineage: Eukaryota; Metazoa; Chordata; Actinopteri; Labriformes; Labridae.
AUGGGUCUUUCCUGGGACGAAGCACAGGCCAAAGCACGAGACAGGGUUCAGUGGCAGUGUAUGACUGCGGCCUUAUGCCCCAACCGGGACGAAGAGGAUAAGUAAGUAAGGAAGUAAGUAAUCCAACAGCUCUCCCUCUCAGUACAGAUAUUUGUUUUGUGUUUUCUGUACAAACUUCUGUACUUGUUAUAAGAAAGUAAACCUGACAACAGAAGAAAAUAACAGAAAUGUGACGUUAACGGUGAAAAACAUCUCAAAAGCGUUCAUCCUCCUCUACUAUCUAGUCAUCUUGAAUGUGUUGUGAACUUCUCUGACCUUUUCAGAUCUGAUCUACACUUGAAAUCAUGACCGGCCUCUCUCUGUUUUGUCCAUUUUCAUUCACACUGACUGUUUAAUUCAUAUCUCAGUGUUUGCUGCUCGGCCUCCACACUGCAGCUGCUGUCUUAUACGUUCAUCCCACCUCCUCUGCUAAUAUCACUUUCUGUGAUUUGUAAUGAAUCCACUUUUAAAGAGAGUCUUUAAAAGUUAUUAUUAGCGUGACUCCACUUUGACACUUGAGUUUACUGCGAGUCCACAAACACACUUAACGCACUAAAAGGUUUCAGCUUCAUGUUUAUAUCAUUAAAGUGAGAGACGUUCAUGAACGGGCCGAUAAAGUGUGUGAUGUUGUUUUUGUUUUUUUGCAAUCAUCUACAUUUUCCUGUAAAAACUUCACACAUGAGAGGAGAGGAUGUCGGAGUGAAAACAUCUGCCGCCCCGGAGAGAAUCUGAGGAAUGUGGUCCGAGGAGAGCGCUCUUAUCAGAGUGUGGUUUUAAUCCCAUCCUCUCUCUCUCUCUCUCUCUCUCUCUCUCUCUCUCUCUCUCUCUCUCUCUCUCUGCUGUUACUGUACCUCCACUGGAGGUCAGGGGCCUGGAGGAGUCGCAGUCAACCUGAAUGAGUCUGUGAGGGACGGGGUCUGUGUGAUCUCAGAGAGUCACAGGUUUGGAUGUUUGCCGCUCAAUAAAAAACUAAUCUGCGUGUAACCGCUGAGUUCUGCUCUGUGCUGAAUGUGAUUUUAACUACAUGCAGAUUAUUGAGAAUACAUCAUAAAGUAAUUGCAGCUCAGAGGAGCACAAUGAAAGUCUAAAAUUAUACACUUUAGUGAGUUUCCUGCAGCGAAAACAAAAUGCAAUAAAUCUGAUCAGGAUGCAUAAGUGACUCUGACAAGUUUGAGUGAAGACGCACCAAAAGACUCACUCGUGUUCACAUUUGAGAGGGACUGUGGUUAAAAUAAUCACUGAACGUGUGACUGAGUGAGGCGUUCAUAGUUUCACUCUGCUGUAACUCUGUGUCUGAAUAAAAAGAGGGAGUUUUAACAAGAGGAAACUUCUUCAUAAGAGUCUGAAACCUUCAGUGAAUCAUGUGAUCAUAAAGUCAAACACAAAUCAAAACUUUUUAGGUUUAAAAAGUUCAGUCCUUUACCCUCCUCCUGUGUUAGAGUCUGCACCAACGCGCUUUUGAUUUUAAAUGCUUAAUAGAAACACUUUUUUGCAUUAAAACUUUUUGACCUUGUCGGGAACCUCUAUGUCAACAAAAUAAAAACAAAAAUUUUAAAUUGACUAAAUUAUAAAAUGCUGUCAUUAAAGUUAUGGCACUUGUCGUGUUGGGGUUGCUGUUGUUUUAGAGUAAAAAUCAAUAAUUAGAGUAAAAGCCGAAAUCAUAAGUGCACUGACAGUCAGAUCAUCUUCCAAUCAUGUGAGAUUUAGGAAAUUCUCAUUUUUCAUGUUUUUCCUGCAUAAAAAACUACAUUGAGCAUGUCCAGACAUGUGAGAUCAGUUCAGUAUAGAUGUCUGUGUGAGGGAUAUACUGACAAAGAAAGGCCCAGAGGACCACAAAGAAAACUAUUAGAAACAAUAUUUUCAUGGAUAACGAAGCCGAACAAGAAAACCUAGAGAUGAGAACCAAACUGGAUGAUAGAGAAUUGUUUUUAGUGUAAUUUACAGCUGAUUUUACAGCACUUUACUCCUUGGUUUUUAACACAUUGUAGUGUUAUUUUGUUUGAUAUCAUCAUAGCGCUGUGAGCCUGCUUAUUUAUUUAUUUAUUUAUUUAUUCAUGCAUUUAUGUAUUCUUGUUUGCUUUAUCUUGUUCUUUGCUUGUUUCAUUUGUUUUUAUGUCUCAAUGUACAGCACUUUGGCUACCCCCGUGGUUCUUUUAACUGUGCUAUAGAAAUAAAGUUGAUUGAUUGAUUUAAGACACGGUUCAAACCUGACCCUUAACAUGGUGGGUGUGUAGUAGAAGCUAAAACAGGAGGAGGGUUAAAAAAUGUCUUUUCUUUGGUCCAAAUGAGCAAAUUUAUUCAUUUUCUGUUACAAAUCAGUUUUGACUUCGUCUUAUUGUCUGAGUUCACCACAAAAAUUCUAAUAUUUUAGGUCUAAACACUAAACAGACUCCCUUGUUAUGUCUGAGGCCGAGUAUCUUCUCCUCUCUCUCAGAUCUUUUUGUCUUUUCUUGUUAGAUUUUCUUCUUGGCAGCUUCAAACACUCAGAGAAGGAUUUGCACUCUGUUUGCUCAGCACUCAGCCCGACCGCAGCGGGACCCGGACUUUCAAACACGCUGGGGAUGCCGCAGAAAUGCCCGUUUCAAUCAGAGGGAGCCAAAGCAGCUGGAGGGACGGUAAAAAAGAUGAGUCUGCUGGUGGUUUCUGACUCAGGAGCUGCAGAUAGUAGGAGAGCGUUUACAGCUCGACUGCUCAAUGUGAAAGUCAUUACAGGCUCCUGA